UAGCUCCAGCUCCUUUGGGCACGCGCAGGAGGCCAUGUGUCACGUUUGCGAAGCUUCACGACUGUGCGGAAGUCUUUUUGGUAAAAGCUGUUGCCGUUGAUUUUUCAGAGGUGGAAACUUUGAACAGGUCUUGUAAAUCAGGAGAAAAAAGGUGAUUCAGAAACUAAUUUUGGGCAGAAAAACAGGUCCCUGACCCUCUACCUACUUUUAGCAUCAUGACCCGGCACAAGCAGAAAAAAUCUAGUAAGAAAUCCAAACAUAGCAAGAAAAAGGAUGCAAAGCCAUGUGGGAAAAAGGAUUCAGGAGUACCUCAGCUGUCACACUUCAAAGAGCAUGUCAAAAAGGAACUGGCCCUAAGGCAGAAAAGGGUUACGGAACUGCAGGAACGGCAACAAAUGGCGCGACAGAAGGAAAUCAGCCGGUUCCGAAGUCUGGAAGGGUUGCAGAAGGACGCUUUGCACAGACAGCAACGCUUCGAGCAGAAGGAAAUGGAUCUGAAGCAAUUGGCCAAACAUGCCCUGCUGGAAAAAGACAGCUCUUGCAAGGCAUAUUACAAGGAGUUCAGGAAGGUAAUUGAAGCAGCUGAUGUGAUCUUGGAAGUCCUUGAUGCUCGGGAUCCCCAGGGUUGCCGCUGCCCCCAGGUUGAACAGGCAGUGGUGCAGGCUGGAACCAACAAGAGACUGGUUCUGGUGCUAAGCAAAAUAGAUCUGGUAUCUAAAGAGGUUGUUGCAAAGUGGCUGAAGUACCUGAGGAAUGAAUUUCCUACAGUGGCCUUUAAAUCCUCCACUCAGCAACAGAGCAAAAACCUGCAACAGAGCCAUGUCCCAGUAACACGAGCAUCGAGUGACUUGCUAGGCAGUGGAGCCUGCGUUGGGGCAGACUGCCUCAUGAAGGUACUAGCGAACUAUUGCCGGAAUCAGGAUGUCAGGACAACCGUCACCGUUGGAGUUGUGGGCUUCCCAAAUGUUGGCAAAAGCAGCUUGAUCAACAGCUUGAAGAGGAGCCGGGCUUGCAGUACUGGUUCCACUCCUGGCAUCACCAAAUGCCUACAAGAGGUGCAGCUGGACAAGCACAUAAAACUCCUCGACUGUCCAGGGAUUGUCAUGGCUUCUCCCACCUCGGAUGCUGCCAUGAUUCUGCGAAACUGCAUCAGAAUAGAACAGCUGGCUGACCCCGUGAGUCCAGUGGAGGCCAUCUUGAAACGAUGCAACAAGCAGCAGAUUAUGCAGCACUUCAGUGUGCCAGAUUUUCAGAACACCAUGGAGUUCCUGGCGUAUUUGGCCAAGCGACAGGGCAAGCUGAAAAAAGGGGGGAUACCAGACCACGAGAAGGCCGCCAAAGCAGUGCUAAAUGACUGGACGAGUGGGAAAAUCAGCUAUUUCACACAUCCACCUGAGACACACACACUUCCUACUCACAUCAGUGCUGAGAUUGUGGCGGAAAUGGGCAAAGCCUUUGAUUUUGAGGCAUUGGAGCAAGAGAAUGAGAAGGCUUUGGCUAACUUAAUCUCUGGUCCUGUGGGUAUCACCUUAGAGGGUUCUGGCCUAACUAGUGGGGCAGAAAUUGAGAUGGCUGAGGAAGAAGGGCUGCAUAUUACAGAAGAAGAGGAGACUAAGAUGGAAGAAGAUGAGGAUCAUGAGUUUGGCCCAAUGACUAUAGAGCUGAAACCCAAGAGCAAGACCUUAACAGAAGCAGCAGAAGUGGUGCCCAGAGCACCUGACUUAGGGGAGAUCUUAGCCUUGGACCCUCUGUACCAGGGGCAGGGCCUCCGGGCAGCAAGCAAGAGACGCAAAAAGCGGCAGAAGCGAGCAGACAAAAUUGCAACCAAGCUCUCUGCAAGCCUGACAGCAGCUAUGAAUUUCAGCUUGGCAGAUGACUGAGGAAAGCUGGAUGCUGGGCUGCUACUUGAUCUACCUCAGGAAGACUGUUCCCAGCAGGAGAAAGGAUGCAAAGAAGUUCCCAUCGUACCUGUGUGUCAUUGAGGAAGGGACAGCCCGGGGCCUAUGAAGAACCAAUGAGCUGUUUUAUCAAGAAACUUUAUUGAGCAGGUUAAAAUCAGUGUUAAAAUAAGGGUGUAGUUGCAUUAGCAUUGUCUCAGAUUUGGCUCUUAAUGCUACAACAGAUUCACAGAA
Candoia aspera is the source of this 2132-nucleotide messenger RNA. RefSeq names its product G protein nucleolar 3 like (gene GNL3L). Gene Ontology annotation, cellular component: nucleolus. The record is from RefSeq and is a predicted model, not a curated record. The transcript has 16 exons. The coding region runs from base 216 to 1880 and encodes 554 amino acids. Gene Ontology annotation, molecular function: GTP binding. Lineage: Eukaryota; Metazoa; Chordata; Lepidosauria; Squamata; Candoiidae.